AUGGUGGAAAGGAAGUCCAUGCUAAGUUGUGAAAACAAGAUAAGGCCUUUGAAGAAAAGCAGACAGCACCACAACGAAGGAAGGAAAAAAAAAAAAAGAAAAAGUAGAAAAAAAGUGUAUGAGCAGAUGUUAUCCAGUGAAAACCCUCCACCAGAUCUCUCAUGUUCCUGCAAAAUCUCACAGCCGAAAAAUAGUGAUGAAUGGGCUUCUGAUGAUAACCCACUUCCCAAUUUCUCCAUAAGAGGUUAUGUUUUUGGUGCACGGGCCAAAGAUAUCAGUAACAACUGGCCAUUUUCCCAGGAAAAUCUGCAACUUUGUCUGAAAUAUGGAGUGAAAGAUGUGUUGCCGCCUUUCGAUCAAACUCUGGAUUCAGUGAGAAACCAAUCCACUGCAAAAUGUGCAGCUGAGAACUCAAGCGUAUCUCGAAAGGACAAAAAAAUUCCACCAGCCACAGAUCAAUCUUCUCCCUACACAAAUUCAGUUCCAGAGAAUAUUGUAAAGCUGAACAAUCAAAAAUCGAGCCAAGAAGACACAAUGGCUUCAAACGUUUGCCCGGUUUGCAAAAUGUUUUCAUCUUCCUCCAACACCACCCUAAACGCGCACAUUGAUCAGUGUCUUUCCAUCAAAUGGACUUCGAACCCGAAACAGUCGAUCAAGCAUAGAAUAAAGCCAAAAAAAACGAGAUUGAUGGCUGACAUAUAUGAGACGGCCUUACGUUGUACAUUGGAGGAUCUUGACCGAAGAAACGGGACGAAUUGGACAAAGGUUCGGACACUAUCAGAGCUCGGUGAUUUGCUGCCGUGUAAGAAUGUUGGAUAUGAUAAGCCUGUGAAAACAGAUAAAGGAAACAAAUUUGGUAUGAGUAAGAAGAAAAAGUGUCUUGUCCAGAAAAACAAGAUUUUGGAUCCUUGUCUUCAUGGACAGGGAUUUUAUUGCCCCGAGCCCAAGGUGAAAAACGGCCAGGAAGAAGAGUCUAAAGGUUUCAAGGAUCUUAGACAGCAUCACAUAGCCAAUGAUCAGUCGAAAUCCGAUUAUUUGGGAAGAGUGAUUAAACAGUGGGUCGGCUCAAAACGAACUGGUCUCCGGGAGAAGGUCAAUCUCGAGCAUGAAAGUUCACUUUCGAGAAAACGUGAAAAAAAACCGCGAAUAAAGACUGGUGAUAGUUCUUCUCUCAGCUCAAGAACGUCCCAGCAUCAUCAUACGUUUUCACCGGGAGCCAAUGAGUUUUCAUACCCGAGAAAUAACUCUUUUAGUCGUGCAAUGACAUCUCGUGGUAUGAAGUUUUCAUCUUUGAGGAAAAAACUUCUUUCUUCUGUCAGGCAUCAAUCAGUUCUGGAUUCAAGGGAAAAAUUGCGUCUAAAUCAUUUGGACUUCAAUAAACACGGACCCUGCUGUGAAUCCGAAUCGGAAGAUGAGACUAUAUUGUCACGAAUUCGAAUUUAUGGACAAGACAGUGAAGGUCUAACGACAAAUGCUUCUAAUAAUGAGCUAUUGCUUAACAAGACUAGGGUUUUAAUAAACCAUAAGAAGAAAGAAGGAUUCAUAAAUGCCGGCAAAGGAGACCUUCCCUCGAAGGCUUACGAGACCUCAUCUGAAUCCAUUCGUCACGAUGAAUUUGGGAAAACUAUCGAUCCUUUUGGCGAUGCAUAUAAUGGUUUUGCAGCCUUUAGCAAUGUCGAACAUAUUUCAAUGUUUUGUGGCGAUGAAGUAGGCAGAGAUUUGGUAAUUGCUCCUCAAUGCAGUAAUGAUGAGGCUGCAGAAAAGAACAAUUCUGGCGAAACACAAAGAAACUACUAUGCUGACGUGGACCCAAUUCCCAUACCUGGACCACCAGGCUCGUUUUUGCCGAGCCCAGGGCAUAUGAGCUCAGAAGAAGAACUUAAUGAAAGUUCCUCAUUGACCACGUGUAGAAUACGAGAAGGCGAGGAGCAUGAAGUGGUUGUUACGAAUUCAACAGCACAGUUUUCUAGUGGCCUAGUUUUUAACAAAACAGCUGAAGGUUUGUUUUUAACAAAUGAGCCUCCUACACUGUCUAAUACUAAUCCGGUUUUACGGCUUAUGGGAAAGAACUUGACUGUGAUGAACAAAGAUGAAAGCGGGUCAAAUAUGUCAUGUGUUGAAAAUGGUCUCUCUACUGUCAAUCUAUCGAAUGAGCCUCACAACUUUGGCCGUAUUUGUUCUGGAGGUCCUCCAAUUCUUGAAAAUAUGCAAAUCAACAUGACAUCUCCAAUUCUCGAAAAGGCUCCUAGUAAUUUCAGGCCAAUUCAGUACUUUUCUGCUCAUCCUUGUGAUAGUUUUGACGGAAACUUAAGUUCGUCUAUGAAGUCUCACGAGUAUGCGAGUGAGUGUGCUAUGAUAAGCAAGCAAAUCGGAACAAACUUUAGAAUGGACCCAUAUUUUAAUGUCCAGCCGCAUGUGGAAUUUUGUGGUAGUAGACAAAAGGAAAUAAUCGUGAUUGAUGACUCACCAGAAAUUGGUCACGGAGGUUUUAAAUCUAUGAAAGCAACUAAUGGAAUGGCAAAUUAUCAAACACGGGGUUAUCAUCCUCUUUGUGCUGGAUCUCCAUUUAUUCAGAACAGAAAGAUACAAGCCGAAAGUUUUGGGAAAUUGAUUAAUUUCAAAGCUGAAGGUUCGAAUGCACUGCAUCAUCAUCCUAGUUCGUCAACUGCGUACUUUCCCUACAUAGUUGAUCAACUGAGGCCUUCUUUUUACUUCUCUCAUGGUUUUUCUUGAAUUCACAGAUAUUCGAUGUGGCUCAUGUACUAGGAAUAUUUGAUGGCCCAUUAAUGUAAUCAGAAGUCUUCUUUUUCUUUUCCUUGCUUGUUUGUUCUCAAAAGGAAUGUGAAGUUAGUUGACAUAAAUAACAAAUAUAGGUUUAAAGGAUAUAUCAUGUAGAACCUUUCAAUUCAGAUUAUGCUGG
Striga asiatica is the source of this 2920-nucleotide messenger RNA. Lineage: Eukaryota; Viridiplantae; Streptophyta; Magnoliopsida; Lamiales; Orobanchaceae. The record is from the annotation of a GenBank genome assembly.